AUGCCGUCAGACAACUACAAUUUUGCCGAAGUCUUUCAAUCUCUUUUCGUCUCAAAACAGAAGCCAGCCCCAGAAGCUAUCGCCGACACUAUGAAGGCCGUCAUCCAGAGCUAUCCUCCACUCGGCCAGUAUACGCAGGUCUCGAAUGGAAGUCUUCCUGUCACCGUAGUCCUAGAGAUCCCUGCUUCUCGCGCGGGUGAAUCUUGGGAAGUUGCUGUAUGGCACUCAAGUGACGGAGCCGAUUGGAGUGAAACUGCUCUUGCCCGCAUCUCCGAUGAAGACACUCCGACGACCUUGCAGGCGGUCCCGGAUAACGUCCGGCGGUUCUUUUAUUCCGCUUCUGUUUCUUUCAAAACAUCGUAUCAGUUCACUCUCAAGUUCCGACACUCGUCGGACGAGCCAUGGAGAUGGACUCGUGACGAGCUGGGAGUUGGUGAUGGCACUGUGGUCCUCAACGCGAGACCCGUUCUUGAGACUGUUUCCGAAAGCAUUGAUGACGUCGUGUCUGGCCUGAACCCUGCAUGGAAAGUGAAGCCAAUGAUGAGCCAAUGCCCCGGAACUCGGCUUUGGUCACUUGAAGCUGCCAUAGAUGCCGUGGAUGGAGAUGAGUCGAAACUUGCCGAUAUAUCGAUAGGAGUACCUUGGGGAGGGUUUCUAAGGUGGUUUGCUCUUAUCCGUAUUUGGACGCCCUGGCUGGCUCCUCGCCACGGAAAGAACACGUUUCACCUCGAUAAAGAUGGCGUCCUCUGCUCAUUCCUGAGUCCAGAAGGCAAGCAUCUUGUUUUCCUCGCCGUCAGUGGAGGCAACCAUGUUCUGCCUGUAUUCCGCCACGGCGAAUCUGGGCAACUGUCUGUUCACGCUCGUAAUGAUAGCACAAAAUCAGAACCUGCUACCAUCCUGAUUGGAACAGGAGACAACUUCGAGAGCGCAAAUGCUUGUGUCAUGUAUCAAGCUAGACAGUAUAUCCUUCAGGAGAAGAAGGCGAGUGGCGAGCUGUUGGCUGAGAUGAAGGCGAUCGAGGAGGGCGUUAAACCAGAGUGGAUGGAGAACUGGUACGAUGGACUCGGUUACUGCACUUGGAAUGCUCUCGGGCAGCGUCUCACAGACGAAAAGGUCUUUGAUGCAGUCGACAAGCUGGCCGAGAACGAUAUCAGAGUCUCCAGCCUCAUCAUUGACGACAACUGGCAAACAAUUGACUACAGAGGACAUGGCCAGUUUCAGCAUGGUUGGUGCGAGUUCGAAGCCGAGCCUAAAGCUUUCCCCCAAGGCCUGAAGGCCACCGUGGCACACAUUCGACAGAAACAUCCGCACAUCCAGCACAUUGCCGUCUGGCAUGCCCUUCUGGGUUAUUGGGCGGGUGUUUCACCGGACGGAAAGAUCGCCAAAGAGUACCAGACGAUAGAGGUUAUACGGGAGGAUGCCGAACGACGCAACCUGCCCCUCGGAGGUAAGAUGACUGUGGUCGACAAAGACGACGUUGACAGGUUCUACAACGACUUUUACAAAUUCCUUGUCGACUGUGGCAUCGACGGCGUGAAGACGGACGCCCAAUUCAUGACAGAUACCUGGGUCUCGGCCAGCGCCCGCCGUGAACUCAUCGAUGCUUACCUCGACGCCUGGACUAUAUCAUCUCUCCGGCACUUCAGCAUCAAGACCAUCUCCUGCAUGUCGCAGACGCCGCAGAUUAUGUUUUACAACCAGAUGCCCCGGAACAGGCCCGCGAUCCUGUGCCGCAACUCGGAUGACUUCUUCCCCGAAAUCCCGGCUUCCCACCCCUGGCACGUCUGGACGAACGCUCACAACAGCUUGUUCACACAGCAUCUCAACAUCCUGCCCGAUUGGGACAUGUUCCAGACCGUCCACGACUACUCUGGCUUCCACGCCGCGGCGCGUUGCGUCAGCGGAGGGCCCAUUUACAUCACCGACGUCCCUGGGCAGUACGACCUGGAUCUCAUCAAGCAGAUGACGGGUCCCACGAUCCGCGGCAAGACCGUCAUCUUCCGACCCAGCGUGGUCGGGAAGACCAUCGACCCGUAUACGGGCUACGACGACGACGGUCUGCUCAAGAUCGGCAGCUACCACGGCGCCGCCGUGACGGGCACCCCGAUCCUCGGCGUCUUCAACAUCUCUGCUCGGCCCCUGACGGAGAUCAUCCCGCUCGCCGCCGCCUUCUCCGGCGUCCUGCCCUCCAUGCGCUACGUCAUCCGGGCGCACUCGUCGGGAAAAGUCAGCGAGCCCGUGUCCUCCGGCUCGGCCGCGUCCUCCCUCACGGUGUCGCUCGACGUGCGCGGAUACGACAUCUUCACCGCCUACCCGCUCUCUGGGUUUAAUAGCGAGACCAGGGGCAAGGUGUGGACCGCCAACCUGGGCCUGGUGGGCAAGAUGACUGGUGCGGCGGCCAUACUCAACAGCGACUUUCUGUUGCGGCACGAUGGAAAGGUGGAGCUCAAGACUCGUCUCAAGGCGCUCGGCGUUCUCGGUCUUUAUAUCUCGAAGCUGCCAGAAUUGACGAUAGAGGAUGAUUUCCUCGUCAGCAUCCAGAACUCUGUGAUUCCGGUCCACACGGUAUCGCUCAGCAAGAGCCACGACUUCGUCUUGGAGAUUGAUGUCGAAAAGGCGUGGCAGGAGAUGGGGCUACACCCUGGUUGGGGCAACGAGGUCGAGAUGACGGUUGUUUUUGCCAUUGAUCACGAGGAGGCAGAGGAGGUAUAG
Messenger RNA from Colletotrichum orchidophilum, 2712 nucleotides. RefSeq names its product raffinose synthase Sip1. NCBI's taxonomy places the organism in Eukaryota, Fungi, Ascomycota, Sordariomycetes, Glomerellales, Glomerellaceae. The record is from RefSeq and is a predicted model, not a curated record. The transcript is spliced from 6 exons. The coding region runs from base 1 to 2712 and encodes 903 amino acids.